CCUCCAAAACCCCACUUAUCCAAAACCACACAUUGCGAACCAGUUGAAGGGAAGGUGAGGCAUCUCAAUCGGUAUUCAUGGGUAUGAAUAUGACGGCGAACUUCAUGAUCUCCGGCCUACAAUACUGGCUAGUUAACCACCCAACCAUCCUCAACUUCCAAUGGGACCCACCUCAAACCCCGUUCUCCUCCACCAUGUUCCUGUCGGCGGCAGUUCUAUCCUACCUAUCCCUGAUCCUCAUCCUCUCCGUCCUCCCUCUUCCGCCACUCUCCCCGAAUCUCUUAAAGCCACUCACGGCACUCCACAAUCUCAGCCUCCUCAUCCUCUCCCUCGCCAUGUCCCUUGGCUGCGCCCUCACCACACUCUCCCACACCCCUCACCUCAACUGGGCCAUCUGCUUCCCUCCAAACACCAGGCCCAAUGGGCCUCUCUUCUUUUGGGCCUACGUCUUCUACCUCUCCAAGAUCCUCGAGUUCCUCGACACGCUCUUCAUCGUUCUCUCCCGCUCCUUCGCGCGCCUCACGUUCCUCCACGUGUACCACCACGCCACCGUGCUCGUCAUGUGCUACCUCUGGCUCCAAACUUCGCAGUCUCUGUUCCCGGUGGCGCUCGUGACCAACGCCUCCGUGCACGUGCUCAUGUACGGCUACUACUUCCUCAGCGGGCUAGGGAUCCGACCGCGGUGGAAGCGCGCCGUGACGGAUUGCCAGAUCGUGCAGUUCGUGUUCAGCUUCGCCGUCUCAGGUUUGAUGCUGUACCAGCACUUCUACGGGUCCGGUUGCUCCGGGAUCUGGGGUUGGUGCUUCAAUGCGGUUUUCAAUGCUUCUCUUUUAGCCCUGUUCGUUGACUUUCAUCUCAAGAGUUAUGCUAAGAACAAGAACAAGAAGAUUAAACACUCAUAAUCACUUACCAAUUUGAGUUGAUUUAGUGAUUCGCUAAUUAGUUCGAUUAAACCGUAUCAGAAAUUCGAAUCGUACUUUAUGUAUGCAUCAAAUUCUUGAAGUUUUGAUGCGCGAGGCAUUAGCCAUUCACCAGUUGAGUUGAGGGGAGCACAAAAAAGAACACUCAUAAUAACUAUUUUUUCAUUUCCAUUUUCAUUCUUGAAACAACUUUGUUUAUUUUUUGUGGUAAUUGUUGAUCACAAAUUAAUCCUAUCAAUAAGACUAGUCAUUAAUUAAUACAUAUUUCUAAUGCUCAAAUUUUGAAUUGUUGUACAUCCCUUUCAUAUACAGAAUGAAAGCCGCACCUAACUUCUGCAUGGCAAGCAAAUAAGCAUGAAACUAACUUAAAUGUAACGUGUGGUUGGCUUAUGGGUAAAUAACA
Arachis stenosperma is the source of this 1323-nucleotide messenger RNA. RefSeq names its product elongation of fatty acids protein 3-like. The record is from RefSeq and is a predicted model, not a curated record. The transcript has a single exon. The coding region runs from base 78 to 902 and encodes 274 amino acids. Gene Ontology annotation, molecular function: fatty acid elongase activity. Lineage: Eukaryota; Viridiplantae; Streptophyta; Magnoliopsida; Fabales; Fabaceae. Gene Ontology annotation, cellular component: endoplasmic reticulum membrane. Gene Ontology annotation, biological process: fatty acid elongation, polyunsaturated fatty acid; sphingolipid biosynthetic process; fatty acid elongation, monounsaturated fatty acid.